GUUUCCACUUUAAUGAAUAAUGAACAGAUGAAUUGAUUGAGACACAGGAGCUGAUGUUAUUGAUCAGAUCUGAUCCAGGAUCAAUCACAAACUCAGGUGUGUUUCCAGGUGUCCCCAGGUGACAUCAGCUGACUCAGUAUCAGUCCUGGUCUGAAAAUAUCAGACCUACUGACAGAGGUCCAGGUGCACUGUGGGUGAUGUAGUGAUGCAGUCUGGUCUGAAAACGAUGAAAUGCUCCUUUAAUCAGUUUCAGCACCACGGACAGAGACUCUGCAGCAGCCCCGCCCCCUCCCGUCCAUUCCUUCAGUCUGCGUCACAGAGAGACAGACAGGUGCGGACAGACAGACAGACAGGUGGAGCAGUGAUGGAGCCGCAGUUUUUCUUUUAUCUUCAUGCUUUUUAAUCUUUGAGGUUUGAUCGGACAGACGGACUCAGCUCUUCCUCCUCCUCCUCCUCCUCCUCCAUCGGUGCCGCAGAAAGGCUCGCGCCGCUCGGUCCAGUUGUCGUCAUGGGAACGGUGUUGUCUCUAUCUCCGGGCUCGCGGAAAGCCGCGGCUCGUGGGCCGGAUAAGCUCGCGGAGCUCGCGGUACAGAAGCCGCUGGAGGCUCGCGAGGAGGAUGAGGAGAAGGACGGAAAGAAGAAGAAGAAGAAGAAGCGGCACCCGGUGCUGCUGCACGCGCUCAGUUGGAAGAAACGCCUGGUGGCCGCGCGAGCCAAGAGGAAGGGCGGGAAGAAGGUGAAACCCGCGGUGUCCGAUUCCGGGCACGUGCAGCGGGAGCAGCGGGAGCAGUCGGCCACCGACGGCCGCCACAGAGCGCUGAAAGUCGGGCAAAGACACGGGCCUAUCCCGGUACCUGUCCCCACCGUCCCGGAUCAUACCCAGAACCAGAAGCAAGGCAGGCCGGACCUGAUCAUCUCACCGCGGAGGGUUGUGGUUCAGGCAUCAACAGGCGAGCUACUUCGCUGUCUUUCUGAUUUUCUUUGUCGUCGUUGUGUCAAACUCAAGGAGCUGUCGUCCAAUCAGAUCAUCCUCUGGUUCAGAAACGUCGACCGAGCGCUUUUGGUUCAAGGCUGGCAGGACCAGUGCUUCAUCAGUCCUGCCAGUCUAGUCUUUGUGUACCUGCUGUGCAGAGAGGCGGUGGACGAGGACACGUCUUCAGAGGAGGAGCUCCACGCCACCUUCCUCACCUGCCUCUACCUGGCCUAUUCCUACCUGGGCAACGAGAUCUCAUACCCCCUGAAACCUUUCCUGGUGGAGUCCAGCCGCGAUGCAUUCUGGGAGAGAGCACUGGAGCUGAUCGCCCACCUGAGUGCAGACAUGCUGAGGAUCAACGCUGAUCCACAUUUCUUCACCGAGGUGUUUCAGGACCUGAAGAACCAGGGAGGAGUGAGGGAGAGAGACAGGGAGAGAGAGAGAGACAGGGAGAGAGAGAGAGACAGGGAGGAGAAGCUGGAGAAAUUAAAGGGAAAAGAAAGGGAGAGUGAGGAGGAGGAAGAGAAAAUGAAGGAGGAGAAAGAUGAGGACAAAGAGAACGAUGAAGGAAACAGGAUUGUGGACCUGGAUCGUUAAGAUAAGAAAACAGAAAAGAGAGAGAAAGGAGACCACAGUAUUUGUUAAUGAGACUCGCCCAGCAGCCAUCGACCCGCUGAGGUCUGAAUGUAAAGAGGCUGCACCUGCAGCUUUAACGCCAUUACCAUGGCGACUGAUGUGCAGUCUGACCAACAGUCGGAUGGAUCGUGACCUUUGACCUGCUGCUGAAGAGAGACUGAGACGUGGACACUAGCUCACUUUAACUGCAUGCUGUCGAUCAAAACCAACAGUAUCUCCUGAUUGUACCAUUGUGGAUGUAGACCAGUUACCAUGGCAACCUUACAUAUGAUCUCGCCUUAUUUGUUUUAGUUGCAUAGCUGAAGAAAGCUUAACGUGUCCGUCAUUGCUGCAGGAAGGUAUUUAUUUCUUUUUCACCUGGGGGGGGCGUGGUCAACAGAGACAGAAAACAUCCAGACGCCCAGUCAGAGAAACGACUUCACCACCAACUGUCAGACUGUCAGGUCAGUUUAACAUCACACAGGUGGGUGCAGGUCAGAGGUCAGAGGUCAAAGAAGUUCUGUUUCACUGUAACCUGAACUCUUAUAAUAAUGGUUAAUAAUGGAUAAUCCAUUACUAGAAAUAACAGCAGCAGGUCUUACUCUUCAGUCACCACAGAGUUCACUGAUUUUCAUUUGACACAAAAUGUCUGCAGAGCGGCCAUGAUGGAGGCAGCAGGUCAUGUGACCUAUCGACCAGAUGAAGGGAGUCUGAUGUUUUCUGUCUCUGUUGUCUGAAGAUUGAAUGUAAAACCAGUCAGGUUGACUGAUCUGUGCCAACUGUUUUUAUAUAGAAAUCAAACCACCGACAUAAACAACACGAGUCACCCGAGUCUCCGUGGCUUCUUAUUUCCUCUUUUCAUCCUGUCUCCUGCUGACUUCUGUCCUUUUCUAUUCUGAAUUCUUCUGUCCUUCAAACAUAAACACUCAGUUCAGACCUGGACCUGGACCUGGACCUAGGUCAUGGUUUACAGGAAUGUGUUUUCAUGGCUUCAGCUUUAACGUCAGUCUGCGAUUGGUUGUUUGUCUUUACAGUGACGUACAGUAACGUCAGGACCCGAGAUUAAAAACAAGAAGCUGAAUCUCAUUGCUCCACUGGAACUCGUGGCUCCACUUGAAGCAGUGACUGCAGCACUAAUCAACAAACUACCAUUGUUAAAGUAAAACCACUGAGUUAACUGUGACAGACAGGAGCAGCACUGAGCGUGCUCAGACAUUUAAAUACUCCUUAAUAUUUAAUG
Molecule: messenger RNA, 2828 nt
Organism: Lates calcarifer (barramundi perch)
Lineage: Eukaryota; Metazoa; Chordata; Actinopteri; Centropomidae
Product: cyclin-dependent kinase 5 activator 2
Exons: 3
Coding region: 509-1570 (353 amino acids)
Biological process (GO): activation of protein kinase activity; brain development; positive regulation of cyclin-dependent protein serine/threonine kinase activity
Cellular component (GO): cytoplasm; protein kinase 5 complex
Molecular function (GO): protein kinase binding; cyclin-dependent protein serine/threonine kinase activator activity
Source: RefSeq, a predicted model, not a curated record